GGAGUCUGAAGAGGAGAUUCCUCCCGUUGUUCUCGUUCCAGAAGACAUGGACGGAUCGUUGCCGGAGACCGAAGUGGAGGACAAACCUGAACAAGGUGAUUCAACGGUGGAAAUCCCACCGGAAACCACCGAAGGAGACACAGAACCUGAAGACAAAACCUCAGAAUAUGUUCCUGAAGAUGAAGAUCAGAGUGAAACGUCUCCAGAACUCGUGGUUGAAGAGUUUCCCACCGAGAAACCGGACGCACCGGUUGAAGACGACGGGGUCCAGGCUGGAGGUGUGGAGGACGUCGUAGCAGAGGCUGCAGGAGAGGGAACCCAGGAACCUCUGGAGGUCACUAAAGAACCUCUGGAAGUCACUAAGGAACCUCUGGAGGUCACUAAAGAACCUCUGGAAGUCACUAAGGAACCUCUGGAGGUCACUAAAGAACCUCUGGAGGUCACUAAGGAACCUCUGGAGGAAACUGAAGAACCCACCCAAGGGUCCGAUCUGGAGGUCACGACCAAAUACGUGGAGGAAACCAACAACGGGAACUUCCCCCACGAGGUGGAAGACGAUGACAACCUGCUGGGAAACAACGGCUUCCUGUUGGAGGACGACGAGCAGAACUCGAUCGGUAAUGAGAUCGGGGAGACGCUGGUCCGGCCCUCGCGGCCCCUGAAGGACCAGGUGGUGGAGCUGAGACUCAAGCUGAGGGAGGAGUCCUACAACGAUGCCCUGAGGGAUCCCAGCAGCCUAGAGUUCCAGCUGCUGGACCGAACCUUCAAACGCAGGAUUGAAGACGCUUUCGAGAGGCUGCCGGGCUUCAAGAACGUCUACGUCAUCGAAUUCAGACCUCAGAAGGAUCUGGAACGGGGUCUGGUGGUGCAGGUCCACUACGCCAUCACCCUGGAGGUGGAGGCGGACGCUAGCGUGGCUAACGACACGCUGGACUUCAUCACGCUGCAGAACAAUCUGGUGGAGAAAAACUACCCGGCGGCGGCGGAGACGCCGACCGUUAUCUACACCAUCACUGACUUCCGCAACUACAUCACCGAGGCGCUGCACAAGGACAUGGACCACUUCCUUAGCAACAGCAGCCUCGACAACGCAGCAGAAAACGUCCUUCCCUCUGCGAAGCCGACGAGUCGACCAGAUGACGAAUACAACAACAUGGACAACAUCCUGGCUGCAGAGAAACCUCCCGACGCUCCGAGCCACGAGGCCGACACUAACGUCUUCAUGAAGGAGGACUUCCUGUCCGACGCUUUCGACCAGUGGAAGGUUCCGCAGAGCGAUACGAUGAGCGAGAACGACGUGUUCAUGUUCGACGAGAGCACGGCCUCGCCGCCCGACACUAACUUCCCCAAGAAGAGCCUGGAGCUGGAGCUGACAGACAAAGACGGUGAGGAACGACUCUCUGGUCGGAAAAGUGGAGGAACUGUAGAUGUUAGAGGUUUAAAUCCCUCUGAAGGAAUCACUCAGCAGCUGAACUGUGGUUGA
Molecule: messenger RNA, 1483 nt
Organism: Cololabis saira (Pacific saury)
Lineage: Eukaryota; Metazoa; Chordata; Actinopteri; Beloniformes; Belonidae
Product: interphotoreceptor matrix proteoglycan 2-like
Exons: 8
Coding region: 47-1483 (478 amino acids)
Biological process (GO): visual perception
Molecular function (GO): heparin binding; hyaluronic acid binding
Source: RefSeq, a predicted model, not a curated record